Effrenium voratum is the source of this 2095-nucleotide messenger RNA. Lineage: Eukaryota; Dinophyceae; Suessiales; Symbiodiniaceae. The record is from the annotation of a GenBank genome assembly.
GCUUUACAUAGGUGUCCAGUACACCCAUGGCGCCGGGAGUGCCAGUGACGCCAAUGCCAACGGGUUUGGAGGGCUUUCGGCUGGCGAUCCAGGAUUUGGAGACCAAAUCCGGGUCCAAGAUCAAGAACCUCACGGAGUUGGCGCAACAGCUGUAUAGCAACUCCGCCGCCAUUGUCCAGGCGGUGGCGGAGGAAAUCCAGAGCGCGAGCCCCGAGAGGAUCCAGCCGCAGCUUCUGGUGGUGGACAGCAUCCUGAAGAAGGUGGGCAAGGACUACAAAGUUCACUUUGCGGAGCACUUGCCGACGUUGCUGCGCGUGGCCUUCGACAAGUCCGACGAGGAGGGCCGGGGCUGGCUGAAGCGUAUGGUCGAGGAGUCCUGGCACAAGCAUGAGCUUUUGCCUAUGGGCGUCUUUGAGAAUCUCUUCAGCAUUUUUCAGCCGCAGGCGGCAGCUUCCACGAUGGCGGCACCGAUGCCGCAAGCCAUGCCGCAGCCGCAGGCCCCAUUUUCGCCAGUUCCGCCACCCCCGGCUGGAGCGCCUCCGGGCCCCUCGUCGCCGACACAGGUGCCGGAGUCGGACGAGCAAGUGGAGCGGCGCCUGCGCAUCCUCACCAAGAUCAUCGAGCGGAAACCUCCUCGCCCAGAUGAGCUCCAAGAGAUCAUGAAGGUGCCGGAAAUUCGGAAAGCCAUUGCCAUGCAGCAGAAGAACCAGCGUCAGGAGGCUACAGCGCUGCUCUCGCAGUUCAAGCAGGAGCUUGAGCGGAGGCAUAAGGAGAUCGCCGGGAAGGACCCCCGCCUGGCCGCCGCCGGCGCCGCCCGCCCAGCGGAUCCACGGAUGGAGCGGAAGCCGCAGGACCCCCGGGAGGCGAAAGUGAGCACUGCCAAGGAUCCACGGCCAAUGGAUCCCCGUGCGCGGCAGGAGGCGCCAGCCGCAGAGCCGCCAAAGAAGCGGGUGAAGACUGAGGCAGAGGCAGAGGUCACGACCGUCUUGAGCGAUGACGAGGUGGAGGUCCCGGAUGAGGACAUGCCCUUGGUUCCCACCAGGCACUUCUUGCAGGGCAUGCCAUCCCUCGGCUUCUCCGAGACCUGGCUUCGGCAGUUCAUGUCGCAGAUGCCCCGGAACCGCUCGAAGGAGCGCGAGCGCGUACCUGUGGGCCGAAAGGUGUUGGGCGCCAGCGGGGAUCAGAUGGUCUACGUGGAUGCCAUCUCGCCAGGUGAAAUGCUCCUGCUCAUGCAGUUCGUCUUCAUGCUGGAGGACAAGCUGCGCGCCACAGGGCGUUCCGUGGACUUGGCCCAGCGGGUGUCGCACACCUUCAGCUUCCUGCAGGUGGACCUCGCCGUGGACGUAAUGCUGAAGUGGGUCUUUGACGGCCUGCCCUUCCAGUGCAACACAACAGGCCUCCGCUUCUCCACGCGCGAGAAGCUGCGGCGCCACAACGAGGGCCUGAAGCGCCGGAAGGAGCAGAGGCAAAUGAAUGCGGAGGCCAGAGGUUGGAUGGAUCCGAUCCCAGAUUGGGUCGGGAACCGAGACUUGGUGGUGGGCCCCGCUCUCUUCGGCCCCAACCGAGAAGUUCGGGCGGUCCCGGAGCCGGUGGCAAAGCCGGAUGCGGAGGUUGAGAGCCACUGGGAGGUGCCCUUUGACCCACGCCGCUCCGUGUGUCCCAUCAGUGGAGAGCGCUUCGAGAGGUCCUGGAGCCGCAGCCUGAACGACUGGGCCUUCACGGGGGCGGUGGCUGCGGAGAUGCAUGCCAUGAAGCAGGUGAAGUUUCCUCCAGGGAGCAAUUUCGGGCCUCACGGCUUGUCAGAGACAGCGGUGAUCCUGAAGAAGUCUUGCUUCGCAAACACCAGCCUCUCCGGGCGCCUGGACGCAUUGCAGGAGUGCUGUGACCCGGAGGGCAUCAAGUCGGUUCCGCGGCCAGCGCAGGCGGCUUCUUCUGCGCCCUCCACGCAGAAGGAGGAUCCCGAGCUCGCGCUACUUCAGCGGGCGCCCGCCAGGAACUUCUUCUGAACGCGGCAAAGUGACAUGCGCAGUAUGCACGGCAAAGCAGAGCUUCAGAGGUGCAGAUCUUAAAUAGCGUGGAUGGCGCCUGCGUGGAC